UUUCAAUAAAAAUAAACGCGCCGGGCCGGUUGUUGUCUAAACACCAAAAGAAAAAUACAAAUAAGAGUAAAAUAAAAUAUGUAUUUAAAAUACAAAAUAAGAAGAAAGUGAAAAUAUAGCAUAUAUGAAAUUUUUGUUUGAACAAAAUUUUUGAACGAUUAACACUAAAAAUAGACCAAACGGUUGUCUAUUUAUUACGUGUAUAAGGGAUUUGCAGUGCGGCGCUUUGUGGGAAUAGCAACAACACCAGUUUAUACAUACAUUUGCAAAUGCAUACAUAUGUAUGUAUGUAUGUAUAAGCAAAAUUUGUGCUAACAAAAAAUUGAAUUUAAUGAACUUGUGUCAUUUAUACACAUUUGUAUGUAUAUUUAGUUGAUUAGAUUGAAAAUUUUAAAAACGCUAUUAUAUAGAUAUAUGUAAAUUAAGUAAAGAAAAAGCACAUUAUUGAAAAAUAAAUACUUAUACAUAUAAUUCUCAAAAUGACCACAUCGAAUACGAUAGUUUUGAAGAGUCUUUCCAUACUGCUCGGAUUAUUCUUCAUCUUUGUGGGAUUACUUAAGUUGACACCAGCUAUUAGCAAGGAUCUAUUCAAGGACUUGCGAACAGAAUAUGUUAAAUAUGCCAAAGUUUUUCCGCUGGCCACAAUGUUUGGCUUCAAAUUGCCCUCGAAGUGGUAUCGUCGAACUGUUGGUAUCCUGGAAAUAACUUGCGGGCUGGCUAUGGCACUUAUUCCAUAUCAUAAAGUAAAAAAUGCUGCCAAUGUAACUCUGUUGCUAUUAAUGAUUUUGGGUGUCUACCAACAUUGGAUGGUCAGUGAUCCAUUCGAACGAUCUGGACCGGCGCUCGUAUUUACAUUCAUGCUAGGCGGACGACUUGUUGUAUGGUAUCAGACAAGUCGGAAAGACAGUGAAUUAGCAGCUGCCACACAACCACAAACGAAUGGCGUGAAACAGGAUUAAGAACUCAAUAAGACAUCGUAGAAAGCAGAUAUUCACAAUCAAUCCAUUUUAAUAAAAUAUAACGCAUAAUUAUCUAUGAGAAAAAAGGUCUCGCACAUCACAUCUCAUCACAUCAGACUUAAGAUAAACAUACACACAUAAGUGCAAUUUGCACAUCAAAGCAAUCAAUUCAAUUACAACAAUGAUUAAAGUGACAAACAUUAAUAACCAUUCAUAACAUCAUACAUAAGAAAUCUCGUAAACAUCUCUAAUUCAAUAUUCUCAUAACUGCACAGUCACCAUUUUGUAUCAUAAAUUAAUGUUUUCUUUGAAAUUAAAAGUAAAACCCGUUGUAAAUCCAAAAGUCUACCAUGAAAUGUGCUCAACACACUGUCAGUAAAUAUAUACACAUAAUUAUCAUAUAAUGAACGUUUUUAACCGCACAAUUUAAUGAAUAUUGAAAUAAACUAAUUCAUAAAUGUGAUGUAGUGGAACUUCAUCUAUCAUUUAAAAUUUUAUUCAUCGAUUUUUGUUUUCAAAUGAAAUUCGCACGCAAUUUUAAUAAAAAUUUCAAACUGAAAA
This is a messenger RNA of Bactrocera neohumeralis, 1520 nucleotides long. Its product is annotated as novel acetylcholine receptor chaperone. Gene Ontology annotation, biological process: chaperone-mediated protein complex assembly; positive regulation of protein localization to cell surface. Bases 480 to 959 code for a protein of 159 amino acids. Lineage: Eukaryota; Metazoa; Arthropoda; Insecta; Diptera; Tephritidae. The record is from RefSeq and is a predicted model, not a curated record. Gene Ontology annotation, cellular component: endoplasmic reticulum. The transcript is spliced from 4 exons.